Molecule: messenger RNA, 1848 nt
Organism: Tarenaya hassleriana
Lineage: Eukaryota; Viridiplantae; Streptophyta; Magnoliopsida; Brassicales; Cleomaceae
Exons: 6
Coding region: 239-1681 (480 amino acids)
Source: RefSeq, a predicted model, not a curated record
CACUGUACUUUUCUUCACUGCUGCAACCUUCCAAAAGAAUACUGUGUACAUCAUUUAUAUAAAGAUUGGGGUUUGUUGUGUUCGUACUUCCAAAUCAUUGUGUAUUUUACAAGUUUUCCAGACAAUGAAUGGUGAAAUUUGAGGUGGUGAGAGAUGUUUUCCUCGAGAUUUGAGUAGAAGAGGAGAGAAGCAAAGGGAAACGAAAGUGAGGGGAGGGGAAGCGUUAUUUCCUUUUUCCAUGGAUUACGAACGAAUCGAGAAGACCCAGUCUGGUGGCGGCGGAUUCUCUCCGGGAAAACUCAGGAGCAUGUUAAUGGGAGCUGAGAGAAGGAAGAAACAAGAAGAGCUUGAAUUUUCUCCCGCACUGAGAUCUGGGCCAAAUCAAAUUGAUGAUCCUGCUGUUAAUGGAUCGGAUGAUUGCAAAGACGUAGAUGUUGUGAGUGAUCAUAGACCGAGGGAUCAAUCUCUGCUCAACUCUCGAGCUGGACUUCAAGUUCAAGAGCAUCUUCUGGAUUAUAACAAUGGGGAUGAAGCCAUGUGCUUUUCGACAUCCGUUUUCGAGUUCCAGAAGGCAGAAAAGGCUCCCCAGAGAAUACCCAUUGGACCAUUCUCUAAGCCAACUCCUUCCAAAUGGGACGAUGCCCAGAAAUGGAUAGCGAGCCCCACGCCUAAUCGAUCCAAGGCGGGGCAGAUUCAGGUUCCCGGGUCUAAGAAAGCGCCUACCUUUGGUUAUGGAAGCCGCCAAUUCUCUAUGAAGAUGGUCGAAGUUUCGGAUCAGAAAAUGGUUGAUUUCGAAGAACCACAUACAAAGAGAAUAGAUGUAUCCGAGGCUAAAAAGGUCGACCCGUAUAAAACAGCUGUUGAAUCAUAUGUCAAGCCAGUUCUCAUGGUUGAGAACACUGUUUCAGAAACAGCGAUUAAUCUUAGUCAGCAUGACUCAUCAAUCUCCACUGCAUUUAUUCAACCCCCUCCAACAGCCAGAUCAGUGUCGAUGAGGGACAUGGGAACAGAGAUGACGCCCAUUGCUAGCCAAGAACCUUCCAGAACCGGGACACCGGUUAGGGCAACAACUCCAAUCCGAAGUCCGAUCUCUUCCAUGCCUUCAAGUCCCGGGAGACAAGCAACGGCAUUCCCCAUGAAUCUUGACGGUUUAGGGAUGGGGACAAACAAGGAGAUGUCGGAGAAGGAGCUUCAGAUCAAAACCAGGAGAGAGAUUAUGAUGCUGGGUACACAGCUUGGUAAAUUGAAUAUUGCUGCAUGGGCUAGCAAAGAGGAGGAAGACAAUGAUGCUUCAUCAUCGCUGAAAACCCGAGCUUCCGAACAAGCUGUGAAAACUGCCUCUGAAGCUCGUGCAAAUGCGUGGGAAGAGGCGGAAAAGGCUAAGUACUUGGCUAGGUUCAAACGUGAAGAAAUGAAAAUUCAAGCAUGGGAGAAUCAUCAGAAUGCGAAAUCUGAAGCCGAAAUGAGGAAAAUAGAGGUGGAAGUUGAGAGGAUAAAGGGGAAAGCACAAGACAGGUUAAUGAAGAAAAUAGCGGCAGUCAGCCACAAAGCUGAGGAGAAAAGAGCGGCUGCUGAGGCCAAGAGAGACUGUGAAGCGGCCAAGACAGAGAAACAGGCCGACCAGAUCAGAAAGACUGGCAAAGUGCCCUCUUCUUUCUCUUGCUUCUGGUUAUGUUCUUGAUACAGUCAAGAACCAAAUGGAACUCAUGGAUAAUGUAUUAUGCAUAUUUGUGUAUUUGUGUGCGUGUGUGUAUAUAUAUGCAACUGUAACGAUCAGCCGUUGGGAAAAUGAUGUCCUGUAAUGAAAUUUUGGGAAUUUUAAGGAGAGUAAGGACAAUAUUGGUUUAA